Messenger RNA from Cylas formicarius (sweet potato weevil), 2310 nucleotides. It is a transcript of the gene E(z), whose product is annotated as histone-lysine N-methyltransferase E(z). The transcript has 8 exons. The record is from RefSeq and is a predicted model, not a curated record. Gene Ontology annotation, molecular function: protein binding; histone H3K27 methyltransferase activity. Gene Ontology annotation, biological process: chromatin remodeling. Bases 102 to 2279 code for a protein of 725 amino acids. Lineage: Eukaryota; Metazoa; Arthropoda; Insecta; Coleoptera; Brentidae.
CGAGAUAAAGAAAAGAAGAAGAAUGCUGUUUUGACGAGGUUAGGUGGUGGUGUUUGGGGCGGGAGUCGUUGUCCGUUGCGCGUCGAAACUUUACCGUGAGGAUGUCGAAGCCGAAGCCCCCGAUUGACUGGAAGAAACGCGUGAAGCAGGAGUACAUGCGGUUGCGGCAGCAGAAGCGCUACAAGCGGGCGGACGACGUGAAGAUCGCGUGGAACAAGAACCGAAACAAGAUGACCGAUACGCUGGUCGCCGAGCAGAAACGGUGGACGGACAACAAAGUCGUGUGGGCGCAGACCACGGAGCUCCCGGCCCACGUGACGUGUAUGAAAAAGGCGGAAGUGAUCGGCAACGAGGGCGACAUCCAAGUGGUCGCGAUCAAGAUAAUAAACGCUGUCACGCCGAUCCCUACGAUGUACAACUGGGCCCCGAUCCAGCAGAACUUUAUGGUCGAGGACGAGACGGUGCUGCACAACAUCCCGUACAUGGGAGACGAGAUCCUCGACCAGGACGGCACCUUCAUCGAGGAACUGAUAAAAAAUUAUGACGGCAAGGUGCACGGUGAUAGGGAAUCAGGCUUCAUCGACGACGAGCUCUUCGUCGAGCUCGUCCACGCCCUGAUGCAAUACCAGGACAAGCCCAGCGAGAAAAAGAAAGAGGACGCGGACAACAAAGAUGACGGAGAGAAGAAGAAAACAGAUUACAUGGAGUUCCCGACGACGGUCAUUUUCCAGGCGAUUUCGGGGCAGUUCCCGGACAAAGGAGGCCCCGAGGAGUUACGCGACAAGUAUAUCGAGUUGACGGAGAGGACGGACCCGAACGCGCCCCCCGAGUGCACGCCCAACAUCGACGGCCCGAAGGCGGCGUCGGUGCCCCGGGAGCAGACGAUGCACUCGUUUCACACCCUGUUUUGCAGACGUUGCUUCAAGUACGACUGCUUUUUGCACCGUCUCCAGGCCUGCCAUCCGGGGCCCAAUUUGCAGAAGAGACGCGGCCCCGAUCUCAAACCGUUCACGGAGCCCUGCGGCAAUGACUGCUACAUGCUUUUGGAGGCGGUGAAGGAGAAGAUGGCGGCGAAGGCGCGUCAGGACGAGGAGAGCGAGUUGCAGCAGGAAAAGAAGCGAAAAUCGGCGGUGGAAGCAGCGGACGCGAAGGCCGGCCCGACGGGGAACCCCCGCAAGAUCUGCAAGCAGCAGAGCGUUGAUUCGGGCAACGAGGCCAGUUCGGAGGACAGCAACGACAGCAACAAGUACAAAGAUUGCGAGAACGGGGACCCGGUGUCGACGACGACGUCGUUCAGCCUGCUCGGUUUGAUGGGCGCGAACGACCACAAAGAGUGGACCGGUUCGGACGAGAGUCUGUUUCGGGCCCUCCACAAGGUCUUCCUGAGCAACUACUGCGCCGUCGCGCAGAUCAUGCUGACCAAGACGUGUCAGCAGGUGUACGAGUUCGCGCAGAAGGAGGCGGCCGACAUCCCCGCGGAGGAGACGGCCCGCGAUUACACGCCGCCCCGCAAAAAGAAGAAGAAACACCGUUUGUGGUCGAUGCACUGCCGCAAGAUCCAGCUGAAGAAGGACUCGAGCAGCAACCACGUGUACAAUUUCACGCCGUGCGACCAUCCGGGGCUCAACUGCGACCACAAUUGUCCGUGUAUCGGCGCGCAGAAUUUUUGCGAGAAGUUUUGCCAGUGCAGCGGCGACUGUCAGAACCGGUUCCCCGGGUGCCGGUGCAAGGCGCAGUGCAACACGAAGCAGUGCCCCUGUUACCUGGCGGUGAGGGAGUGCGAUCCGGACCUGUGCCAGACCUGCGGGGCCGACCAGUUCGAUAUCUCGAAGAUUACGUGCAAGAACGUGAGCGUACAACGCGGUCUGCAUAAGCAUCUGCUGAUGGCGCCGUCGGACGUCGCGGGCUGGGGCAUCUUCCUCAAGGACAGCGCGCAGAAGAACGAGUUUAUUUCGGAGUACUGCGGCGAGAUCAUCUCGCAGGACGAGGCGGACCGACGCGGCAAGGUCUACGACAAGUACAUGUGCAGUUUCCUCUUCAAUUUGAACAACGACUUCGUCGUCGACGCCACCCGCAAGGGCAACAAGAUCAGGUUCGCGAACCACUCGAUCAACCCCAACUGCUACGCGAAGGUGAUGAUGGUCAACGGCGACCACCGCAUCGGCAUCUUCGCCAAACGGCCCAUACAGCCCGGCGAGGAGCUCUUCUUCGAUUACCGUUACGGACCCACAGAGCAGCUCAAAUUCGUCGGCAUCGAACGCGAAAUGGAAUUUUUGUGACGUCUUUUUAUACGUUGAAUAAAUUACAUUC